Messenger RNA from Morus notabilis, 1794 nucleotides. RefSeq lists its product as uncharacterized. Gene Ontology annotation, cellular component: cytoplasm. Gene Ontology annotation, molecular function: isomerase activity. NCBI's taxonomy places the organism in Eukaryota, Viridiplantae, Streptophyta, Magnoliopsida, Rosales, Moraceae. The transcript has 5 exons. The record is from RefSeq and is a predicted model, not a curated record. Bases 701 to 1687 code for a protein of 328 amino acids. Gene Ontology annotation, biological process: biosynthetic process.
UUUGUUUCCUUUACAACAUAAUACAAGAGAGUUACAUUCAAAGACGUUUUAGGUUAAGGGUUUUACUUGGAAAAAGUCCAGCGAUCUUGGCUGGUUCUUUAUCUGAUUAAAACAGCUGAAAUUAUGAUAAGAAAAUUAUUGUCGUUCGUGGCUGUCAAGAAACCUUCUCAUGGCAAUAGAAAUUUUUUUUUUUUUUUUUUUUAAAUAAAUAUGCCUCAUUUCAAAAUGUUCUGAUUGUUGACUAAUAUGUUUUCCAAUUCUAAAGUCAUCUAUUCAGAAGUUUUCCCGAUCAAACGGCAGUUAAAGUUGCAAAAUUUACCAUCGUCUAAAGCGUGGAAAUUACAUGUCGUUUAUCGUUCACGAGCUAAACGAAACCCCCUCUUUUUUAAGGAGUCAGUUGUCGUUUGCAUGACAAAACGACAUAUAAACAUUUCAAGUGUGCGACUUUCCCUGCUGCGCGACAUGUCGCGUACUCAGAAUUACAGUAUGACUAAAACUCAGUGUCGUUUACUUAAGAUUUUCUUUCAAAGAAACGACUGUCGUUGAAUUGAACUUUACCAAAAAAAAAAAAAAAAAAAAAAAUUCAGGCGGCGGCUGUUGACUCUCGUACACACACAUACUGACAUACACUAUCUCUUCAUCUCUAUACUACACGGAGUUCCUCUGACUUAACUGCAGAUUCUUUCGGAUCAUCUCAUAAAUGGCAAAGAAGCUCGUCAAGUACUCCGUGGUCGACGCGUUCACCGAUUCUCCGUUCAAGGGAAACCAGGCGGCCGUAUGCUUGCUCGAGGAAGACAGGGAUGACGAAUGGCUGCAAUCGGUGGCCGCCGAGUUCCAUAUCUCCGAGACCUGCUAUCUGACUCGAAUCGCCGAGUCGGAAGCUCGCGACUCGCCUAAUGGGCCUUCCGUUCCAAGGUUCCGUCUUAGGUGGUUUACUCCCGUUGCUGAGGUUAAGCUCUGCGGACAUGCAACAAUAGCAGCUGCGCAAACUCUCUUUACAUCCGGGAAAAUAGAUUCCGACAUUAUUGAAUUCGACACGCUGUCUGGAAUUUUAACAGCAGAAAAGGUUCCGGCGAAGAACAAGGGUUCUGAUGGUCAUGAAGAACAAAUAGACUUUUUUAUUGAAUUGAACUUUCCCGCUGAUCCAAACACUGAUUUUAAUUCUGUCGAGGAUUCGUUGAUCUCCAAGGCUUUGGGUGGUGUUCCUGUGAUUGAUAUAAAGAGGACAACCACUUUAGAUUACCUCAUAGUAAUUCCUCCAACUGUCCAUUGUGCUAAAACAAACUUGCCUUUGAUACGGUCUUACAUACUUUUUCUUGUUGAAUUGUUCAAGGUUGUAGUCCCAUCAGCAAAAUCCGUUGAAGAUUUGUGGCCAGACUUCGAUGCAAUUGGAAAGUUUCCAGGAAAGGGUAUAAUUGUGACAGGGAUUGCUCCUCCAGCGUCUGGAUUUGAUUUUUACAGCAGGUUCUUCGCUCCAAAAUUUGGAAUCAACGAGGAUCCCGUUACAGGAAGUGCACAUUGUAGCUUGGCAUCAUACUGGCGCAAAGAACUGGGGAAAUGCGAUUUUGUCGCAUAUCAGGCAUCGCCAAGAGGAGGAGUGUUGAAUGUUCAUUUGGACGAGCAAAGUCAGAGGGUGCUUUUACGCGGAAAAGCCUUUACUGUCAUGGAAGGAACUCUCUUAGUUUGAAUUAUUUUAAUUUUUUUUUCACAACCAAACCGUGAAUGAGACGAUUCCUUAGUUUGCUUUUCAAAGUCCAUGAAAUUGAAAAUAAUUUAAAUAACAUAUUUAACUGA